AUGGCAAAGGCACCAGCAGUCGUGAUAGUCGUCAGACAUGGUGCUCGACUAGACGCUGCCGACCAAUCAUGGCAUCUAACAUCGCCCACUCCUUAUGAUCCUCCGCUCACCUAUGGCGGUUGGAUCCAGUCGAGAGCACUUGGUUUGCGCAUUGCCAGUCUCCUCCACGAACGGGAGAGGGGCUCCGCCUCGUCAGGCACCUCGUCAGCUUCCACAUCACGCACGAAGCGCAGAAAGCACAAAGUCGUCAUCCAUUCGUCGCCCUUCCAGAGAUGCGUCCAGACGGGUAUUGGCAUUAGCGCCGGCCUCACUCAAUACCAGGGCUUGCCAGCCAACGCCCGAAAGAGUAGCGAUGCCCGCCUCAAGACACUGAGCCAGCUCCGUGGCUCCCCUAGCCUGCGACCUCGGGACGCCUCGGCCUCUCCCCAGCUACGUCCUGUGCCUGAGCAUGAAUCCGAGUCGCGAGACUAUUUGCGAAGCUCGCUCAAAGAGAAGGACUCGACACCACAUAGCCGUGCCACUCUUCGUGUGGAUGCCUUUCUGGGCGAAUGGUUGUCACCCGAUUACUUUGAGAUGAUCACGCCGCCUCCAGAGAGCACCUUGAUGGUCACGGCUGCGAAGGCCGAGCUUCUUCGUCAGGCCGAUAAGAUCGAGACCUAUACGCCAUCAUCUCCAGCCGUGUCAGGAGGCAACCUCUGGGGAACGCCUCAGACUGGUCGUCAGCACUCGAGCUCGGUCAGCAAUGUGCCUUCUCCUUUGUCGCACGAGACCAAUGGUCCUCUCGAAAACUGGCAGGUCUUCUCACGCGAUAUGCCCUCGAGAGAUCGCACAAACAGCCUAGGGACCAACAAGCAACCUGAGCACUUCAGACCCGCUGAUCCAUCCAAUCUGUCCCACAAGCACGACGACUCGUCUGGCUACAGCCCGCCUACCCCAACCUAUGCCAUCUCCCCUGGCGAUCCUAUCCCCCGCGGCUAUGUUGCCCACGCUCGUGAUCAGUGUGCCAAGGUUGACUACAAGUGGGACAGCAUGCGCGAACCACAAUCUUGGGGCGACGGUGGUCGUUUUGGCGAGGAAUGGAGUCAGAUGCACAAGAGAUUCCGUCAUGGCAUAUCUAGUAUGGUUGACUGGUAUGCCACAACUCGGUCCGAGUCGAAACAGCCUACCCACACCCAUCACGAAGUUGUACCCGAAGAUGAUGACGACGAAGAACUUGUCGUAGUGUUGGUCACGCAUGGAGCCGGCUGCAAUGCUUUGAUUGGCGCCCUCACUAACCAACCUGUACUACUCGAUGUCGGCAUGGCCUCCCUCACCAUGGCCGUACGUAAAGGUGACACAUCUACUUCACCAUCUGCAGGCGAGCAUGGGUCGCCUAUACCUCGUCGGCAGAGCUCUAUCGACUCCGGUCUGUCUUCAUACUACGAGAUGAAGAUUAUUGCAUCAUCAGAGCAUCUUCGUCCUGGUGUCGAUCCUACCAGAACAUCCGCACCCAUGGUGUCCUCUCCUGUCCUUUCUGCUUCGCAAACCGUGCCCCAAUCACGCAGUCGCCGU
This is a messenger RNA of Aureobasidium namibiae CBS 147.97, 1551 nucleotides long. RefSeq lists its product as uncharacterized. NCBI's taxonomy places the organism in Eukaryota, Fungi, Ascomycota, Dothideomycetes, Dothideales, Saccotheciaceae. The transcript is spliced from 4 exons. The annotation marks the transcript as partial. The record is from RefSeq and is a predicted model, not a curated record.